AUGUUCAAAAUACAGUCGAUCAAUUGCUUUGUCGUGACCAUCACAAAUUGUGAUAAGUACCGACUGUUGCGAGUAACGCAAAUUUUGUUUGUUCUGUAUGCACAAGCUUUGAAUUGUGAUGCGCACGGCGUCAUUUACCUUAAUUACAACAGUUCAUCUACUACUUUAAUUACAACUGGCAUUACUGGUGUCGUUGCGCCUGCUACUAUUGCUAGUUUGAGUAACAACUUUAAUAUGGCAACACCUGCCAAGUUCCUUGGAACUCAAGCAGUGGCGCGACAGCAACUGCAUUGGCCGGUGACUUAG
Molecule: messenger RNA, 306 nt
Organism: Plasmopara halstedii
Lineage: Eukaryota; Oomycota; Peronosporomycetes; Peronosporales; Peronosporaceae
Exons: 2
Coding region: 1-306 (101 amino acids)
Source: RefSeq, a predicted model, not a curated record